This is a messenger RNA of Camellia sinensis, 1311 nucleotides long. RefSeq lists its product as uncharacterized. Gene Ontology annotation, molecular function: pyridoxal phosphate binding. The record is from RefSeq and is a predicted model, not a curated record. Gene Ontology annotation, cellular component: intracellular anatomical structure. NCBI's taxonomy places the organism in Eukaryota, Viridiplantae, Streptophyta, Magnoliopsida, Ericales, Theaceae.
ACAAAUUUUGCCUACCCAAAACACUGUGAUGAACGAUCAGGAAGCGAAGAUAGAGAAAGGGAUAGAAGACGAGGCAGCACCGGAACACCACCACCGGCAACAGCAGCAGUCUCCGAUGGCGGCUUCCGCCAUGGACGGCGUCGCAGCGGCGGCUCUCCGGUUAGUCCUCCACCGCGUCCAGCAGGCCGCCGUGAGGUCCGGCCGAUCCUCCGAUCGGAUCAGAGUCGUCGCCGUCAGUAAAACCAAGUCCGUCUCUCUCAUCCGCGAAGUCUACGAUUCCGGCCACCGCUGCUUCGGCGAGAACUACGUUCAGGAGAUCAUCGAGAAAGCUCCUCAGCUUCCUGAUGAUAUUGAGUGGCAUUUCAUUGGGAAUUUGCAAAGUAACAAAGUGAAGCCUCUCCUGGCUGGUGUACCAAACCUAGCAGUGGUGGAGACUGUAGAUGAUGAGAAGAUUGCAAAUCAACUUAACCGUGUGGUGGCAAACAUAGGAAGAAAUCCUUUGAAAGUCUUUGUCCAAGUAAACACCAGUGGAGAAGAAUCGAAAUCAGGAGUCGAUCCAUCUGGGUGCGUGGAACUUGUGAAGCAUGUUAGUUUGGCCUGCCCAAACCUUGAAUUUUGUGGCCUGAUGACAAUAGGGAUGCCAGAUUAUACUUCAACACCAGAGAACUUUAAGACAUUAGAGAAUUGUAGAAGUGAAGUUUGCAAAGCACUUGGAAUAGCAGAAGAGCAGUGUGAGCUAUCAAUGGGAAUGUCUGGCGACUUUGAGUUGGCUGUUGAAAUGGGAAGUACCAAUGUGAGAAUUGGAUCUACAAUAUUUGGAGCGAGGGAGUAUCCGAAAAAACAAUCAAACUAGCAAUUUAAACUUCGUUGCUGCAAGAGCCAAGCCCGUGUUGGCGUAAAAUUUAAGUUGCAGUUAUCAUGGCAGAGCUCACUCCCAAUUAUGCUGUUCAAUGGUGGGAUCUCCAUUGAUUUUUUUUCCAUAUCUCAACAUCUAGAUUGAUUUUAAAGGAUAUUAUACUAUUAACUUGUCUGGAUAUACACCAAUAGCCUGAGCUAUACAGAGGGGUUUGUAGACUCUGGGUACUUAUUAUUCGCACUGUUGUUAUGCUGUGGCUCCUAAAUAGUUAAAUCACUUAUUGCAAAGAGAAAAGGAUUAUGCUGAUCUGGAAUCUUGAUACAUUCAGAGAGAUUGAUAAUCCAGUUGUAUGUAGAGUUUUGUUCUAAUAUGUUCCAUGAUAUGGUUGAGAUUGUUCCAUUGUACUGGAUUGUUUGUUAUGAACAUCUGAAGGACGUCAAACUCAGUUUCUCAGU